UUUAUGAGUUGGCCAGUCUGGCGGCACAGGCGGUGACUUCCUGCGCACUAGGAACGAUUCAGAGACUUAGGGGCACUCGCCAUCAGCACCGAACUCCGUAGUUUCAUCCUCCUCCCUUGACGAGAAUUCCUUUCCGGCGGGCAGAAUAGGUAACGCGGCGGGAAAUCCAGAAGGUGGGGAGUCAGAAGGGACUAUGGAGAACGGGACAGACACAGCACCCGUCCCAACUUUGGGUGACGUGGAAACGGCGGCCAAAGAAGUGGCCACCCUCCAGGAGCAGAUUCAGCAGCUCUUAAACCUACAGAAGGAGGCUGAGAGUGAAAACCACAAACUGGCCGAGACGCUGAGCCAAGAGCAGAAACAGACCAACGGGACUGCGGAGGAAAACUUGACGUCCAAGGUGCAGCGACUGGAGCAGGAGCUGCAGAUUCGCACUGAGGACCGCGAAAACUACAAGAAUAAACUUCAGUUGGCCGAGAAACGGAUAACCGAGUUGGAGGCGGAAUUGGACGUGGCGAAAAAAGGCUCUGAGGCGCUGACCGAUAAUGAAAGAGCAACAAUUAAAGAAACUUUAGACAACAUGACGGACACUCUGAAGUCAUCAACUAUACAGACCGAGAGUUUCCAAAGGCAAAACACGCAGCUGCAGAGCCAGGUCAAGGCGCUGAAAGAGGUCGUGGCCGUUCACAAGGAACUUCUUAACAUCAGGGGGCUUGAAACAGACCAACUUAAGACAACGAUUAAACUGUUGGAGGAUCACGCGCUGGCCGAGAAGGAGCGUCGUAGCGCCGUUUUGUCGAAAAUGGAGACGGCAGUGAAGUUGAACGCAGAGCUUAAGAACGAGUACGAAAACCAGCUGCGCAUCUUCCAAGACCUCAAGAGCAAAUACGAGCAGAAGGUGGAAUUGAUCAAGAUCGAAAACGAGAAGUUGAGAGCUCUGGUGCCACCAGAGGCAAUCGCCGUGCUUGAAAUGCUCCCUGAAGAACCCCUUCUUGAGCAGUAACGUAAUUAAAAAAAAAAAAACUUCCGCUAAAAUUUGUGUACCAAUUAAGGAAAAGGUGGGGACAGUAAACAAAAAAUUUUUGAAAUUUGUCUGUUUAUUUACAACAAAAUAUAUAUAAUAUUAUAUGGAACUUUUAAGGGAA
Molecule: messenger RNA, 1145 nt
Organism: Neocloeon triangulifer
Lineage: Eukaryota; Metazoa; Arthropoda; Insecta; Ephemeroptera; Baetidae
Product: golgin subfamily A member 6-like protein 4
Exons: 5
Coding region: 194-1003 (269 amino acids)
Source: RefSeq, a predicted model, not a curated record